GCACGAGGGGGGCCCGGAACAGGCGUGUUUUUCGGUUUUAGAAUCUCCUUGCUUAUUUAAGAUUUACGUAUUUUCACAAUGAGUAAUUACAAAAAAUCGAAGUUUCUCUAAGAAAAAAGUGUCAAACGAAUAACGGAAAUGGGACUGAACAGUUAGAAGGAGAUAAAACAGAAUCAGAAGUGUCGCCCUGUAAAAAUACAAAAUUCCAAUUAUUUAUUAUUCAAAUAUUAGCAUAUACCUUCUUCCUUGCUGAAAAAGUAAAAAAAAAACGGCCAACUUUAACUGCUUGUAUCUUUCAAACUGAUAGUUUUACACAAAUAAGGCUGAAUAAGAACCAUUUCAAAACUAUCAUUAAUUAGGGCCUCAAAAAUUGGUUUUACGGCACUGUACUGGACUAGACAGUUUCACAAAAGAAAAGAAGCACGUGUUAGGCGUUGUAUCAGGUUGUACAAAAACAAGUUUAUCAAUCAUGGAAAAGAAGUUUGGACAGUUUACACCAGUUAUUACUUCAGGGUCUUCUGCAUCCAAAGGAAAAGCUCUGACUGGAAUUCCACUCCAAAUACGAAAUUUAGUUGUGGAACUACAUUCAAACAUACAGAAAUGGAAUGCUGCACAUUUAAAGGGAGUUCCUAUUGUACAAUCCAUAAUUGACCUUAAAGUUGAUGAAUCUUAUCCAGAGGAAUUAAUUCAACUAUGUUCAUCGUUGGAGAAAGUUUGCGAGACAGCAGAUGAGGUAGUGAAUAAUCUUCAAAUUAUCGUCGACAAAUUGGAAAAAUUAGAAUCGGUGCACCAGAACAAGGGCAUUUUAUUUUUAACUUGGCCGAUUGAAAAAUAUGUUAGCACAGUGAAAAAUAUUUAUGCAGCUUAUAAGGAUGAGGCCAAAGUAAAACGAGUUGUUUUCGAAAAUAUUGCUCACCAACAUGAAGAGGCUGAAAAAAUGGUUUAUUUUACAAGCUGGAUAUACCAACCGCAAAUACCUGAUAAUUUAACUCUUAGGGUCGAAGCAAUGUUGAUAGAAACUGGAUUGAGAUAAACUAGUGGAGAAAGUUAUGGGAAAUAAUCUAUGAAAUAUUUAUGUUCCUAUGGAACGAAGGAUUAUUUGAUUUUUAUAAAAUCGGAACAUUAAUACUAUUUAAGAUUCUGUGUAAUAUUAUUUUGUACAAAGAGAGUUUUCUUUUUGCAAUUGUUGUCAAUAAUAAAGAUUCUAUUUUCAAGUGAGU
Molecule: messenger RNA, 1220 nt
Organism: Belonocnema kinseyi
Lineage: Eukaryota; Metazoa; Arthropoda; Insecta; Hymenoptera; Cynipidae
Product: cyclin-dependent kinase 2-interacting protein-like
Exons: 4
Coding region: 470-1033 (187 amino acids)
Source: RefSeq, a predicted model, not a curated record